Molecule: messenger RNA, 1650 nt
Organism: Castor canadensis (American beaver)
Lineage: Eukaryota; Metazoa; Chordata; Mammalia; Rodentia; Castoridae
Source: RefSeq, a predicted model, not a curated record
GAGGCGCCGGGGCUCUCGGGGCGGCGGGAGGAAGGGGAGGAGGAGGAGGAAGGCGUCCGUGAAGCGCGCAGGGAGCAGGAGGCCAUGAACGGCGACCGCACGGAGAGCGACUGGCAGGGGCUGGUGAGCGAGUACCUGGUGUGUAAGAGGAAGCUGGAGAGCAAGAAGGAGGCCCUGCUGAUCCUCUCCAAGGAGCUGGACACCUGCCAGCAGGAAAGGGACCAGUACAAGCUCAUGGCCAACCAGCUCCGGGAACGCCACCAGUCCCUGAAGAAGAAGUACCGAGAGCUGAUUGAUGGAGAUCCAUCACUUCCCCCCGAAAAGAGGAAGCAGGCUAACCUCGCACAGCUGUUGAGAGAGUCUCAGGACCGAAAUAAACACCUGGGAGAAGAAAUGAAAGAGCUUCAGCAACGGCUCGGCGAAGUCCUGGGUGACAACAAGCUGUUGAGGAUGACAAUUGCCAAGCAAAGGCUCGGGGAUGAAGAGAUGGGUGUGCGGCACUUUGCAGCCCAUGAGCGGGAAGACCUGGUCCAGCAGCUGGAGCGGGCCAAGGAGCAGAUCGAGUCUUUGGAGCAUGACCUUCAGGCCUCCGUAGACGAGCUUCAGGAUGUUAAGGAGGAGCGGACUUCCUACCAGGACAAAGUGGACAGGCUGAACCAGGAGCUCAACCAUAUCCUGGGCGGGCAUGAGAACCGUAUCAUUGAUGUGGAUGCCCUGUGCAUGGAGAAUAGAUACCUUCAAGAGAGAUUAAAACAACUCCAUGAAGAGGUCAGCCUCCUGAAAUCCAACAUUGCUAAAUACAAGAAUGCCCUUGAGAGACGGAAAAACUCAAAGAACCAGGGCAAGUCCUGCAGCAGUGCUCUGACUGGAGUCCUGUCUGCAAAGCAAGUCCAGGAUCUGCUGUCCGAGGACCACGGGUGCAGCCUCCCCGCCACCCCGCAGUCCAUCUCUGACCUGAAGUCCCUGGCAACUGCCCUGCUGGAAACGAUCCAUGAGAAAAACAUGGUCAUUCAGCACCAGCGACAAACCAACAAAAUCCUAGGGAGUCGGGUGGCUGAGCUGGAGAAAAAAUUACGAACUCUGGAAGUUUCUGGUUUGUGGAGUCUUCCAGGGGGCAAGGACACCAUACUAUUUAGUGAUCCCACUCUUCCCACCAUCCAGAGGUCAAGAUCGCCACUGCUGAAGUUUGCCGAGCAGCCCAUGGAGAAGCAAACGGAUCCCAAGGAUGGAGAGGCUCAGAAGCAGGAAGGAGAUGAAAGUUGUGGCACUGCCGAGGCGUUGACAGCACCUGAGGAUACUGGGAGGCCCGCUGUCAGCUCCCCAGCAAACACGAGCCACGGGAACCAACACAAGCACUUUCAUCAUCCCUCAUUACCCCAGUUACCUUCUGAGGAGGAAGAAGUCAACAGGCUUGGAAGGGAAGUAAUUAAACUGACAAAGGACCAGGUGGCUGUGGAACUGAAAGGGGUCCAAAGAGAAAGUCCCAUGGAGGGGCAGAGGAACCAGCCGGGGCUGUCCCCACCCAGCCUGUCCUGCAAAGGGGAGCUUCCCAGAUCUCUCCUGGGUGACCUGGAGUCCACCCAGUCUACACUGAAAGAUGACAAAGAGAUCCCAGAGGGCAGAGACACCAGAAGCGCCACGCAAACAUGA